This is a messenger RNA of Bipolaris victoriae FI3, 1332 nucleotides long. RefSeq lists its product as hypothetical. NCBI's taxonomy places the organism in Eukaryota, Fungi, Ascomycota, Dothideomycetes, Pleosporales, Pleosporaceae. The coding region runs from base 1 to 1332 and encodes 443 amino acids. The transcript is spliced from 2 exons. The record is from RefSeq and is a predicted model, not a curated record.
AUGCCCCCCAAAGAGUCCCCAACCCAGGGAUCUUUUGGAAGCCUUUCACAAGCAGCAGAGACACCAGACGACGGUACUCAAGUAUGGUAUGAAGAACCUAUCGAGAUUUCGGGCUACAAGCUUCAUACGAAAGUCGAGCAAAAUGUACAGUCAGUAGUGGAGAUAGAUCCAGGAUCCAAUCGAAAUCGAAAGUAUACAGCAGGUUUGACGGCUAAAAACCAAACCAAAUGGAACGAUUCGGUUUAUGCUCUCUUGAAGAAACUUGCUAUCUCCUGGGCUGACAGCUGGAUCUCUGAAGCACUUAGUUGCGCUGUGGCUGUCAUUGCGUUGAUAUGCCUCAUAUCGGUCCUCCGCUAUUUUGACGGCUCCGUCUGGACGAACCUGCCGCUCCACAUCUCCAUCAACGCAUUAGUCGCUGUACUCGCUGCGGCGAUCAAGGCUUCAAUUCUUCUACCAGUCGCCGAAGAAUGCCGUAUAUGGCCGUCUAUUCAAACUAUCGAAUCAAGCAUCGAGCUAUCCGAUUUGCAAGAGACUGUUUUGUCGGCAGAACCCCUAUCGGGCCCCAACUCACCAGGCUCCGUCAAGUUUCCCUUCACAUAUAUAUCUACGAAAACUUUGCGCAAUGGUACUUGGGAGCCAUGCACAUACAGUUCAAUGUACUCUUCAAAGACUCCAGUCCCAGUCUUUAAUAACACUCUAUGGAUCGAUGGAAGAUACCUCGACGACCCUGAUGAGUUCCAAUGGUAUCCAGAAGACUGUGUAUGGGUUAUAGACCAAUCCACUGAAAGAGCGAUCAUGUACUGCCUCGAAGAUCAAUUUGAUAAAAAAUCACUCGUCCUAGCAUACGGUCCUCAAAGCCCAAGCGCUUCCUACGGUGAGCUUUGGACCAAGAAUCUUUACCGAAAUGGUACCGCGAAUCUGGACUCAGUCGAAGCCUUCACGGCGCGAUUGACGAGAUCAAUGUCAGCUUCCAUUCGACUAUUCGGCACGAAGAGGAGCGAGAAGUUCGGUUUUGUCCAAGGCGACGCGGUGCAGACUGACACGUGCGUACAAGUGCGGUGGGGCUGGGUCGCUUUCCCAGCUUGCAUCGUGGCCAUGACGUGCAUUUUCCUUGCCAUUACGGCCUGGAAGAUACACCGUAGUGAGGCCAAGUAUGGAAAAAGGACGUGCAAAUCUUCGAGUUUGGCAGUGCUCUUUGGAGGGUUGGAUGAAGCGAUUCGCCAGCAAUGCGGAACAAUGACUAGAAAGAGCGAGAUGCUGACUUGUGCGAAGGACUUGGAAAUAAGUUUGAGACCCCAGCAAAAUGGUUGGAGGUUAACUAAAGGGGACUAG